This is a messenger RNA of Zea mays, 8042 nucleotides long. Its product is annotated as putative ATP synthase protein YMF19. The coding region runs from base 138 to 599 and encodes 153 amino acids. The transcript has a single exon. Gene Ontology annotation, cellular component: membrane; mitochondrion. The record is from RefSeq and is a predicted model, not a curated record. NCBI's taxonomy places the organism in Eukaryota, Viridiplantae, Streptophyta, Magnoliopsida, Poales, Poaceae.
AAUAGUAAUGUCAUUGGCCCACUAGAUAAGGAUGGGACAAACGCUCUAGUCUAUGCGUUAGAAGGCAACUAGUAUUUUUGGUUAUUUUGGGAGGGAGUCUUUUUCUGUCUUGAGGGUUGGUUUGAUUGGAAAUCGAAAUGCCUCAACUUGAUAAAUUGACUUAUUUCUCACAAUUCUUCUGGUUAUGCCUUCUCCUCUUUACUUUUUAUAUUCUCUUUUAUAAUAAUAAUAAUGGAAUACUUGGAAUUAGCAGAAUUCUCAAACUACGGAACCAACUGCUUUCGCACCGGGGGAACAAGAUCCGGAGCAAGGACCCUAAUAAUUUGGAAGAUAUCUCGAGAAAAGGUUUUAGCACCGGUCUCUCAUAUAUGUACUCCAGUUUAUCCGAAGUAUCCCAAUGGACCGUCGACUAUUUGGGAAAAAGGAGGAAAAUCACUCUGAUCUCAGAUUUCGGAGAAAUAAGUGGCUCACGAGGAAUGGAGAGACAGAUUCUCUAUUUGAUCUCGAAGUCCUCAUAUAACACUUCUUCCAGUCGGAUCACUUGUUGGAAAAACAUAAUGCUCACACAUGUUCCACACGGGCAAGGAAGCAUAAUCUAAUGAACUUAGAUUCUUUUCUUUCUAUAGGACUGAGGAUCCUUGCCUAGAUCCAGAAAAAGUUGGAUGCGCCGGAAGCUGAAGCGGAAAUGCAAUUCUCGGGUGAGGAAAGGGUUGUCUCAGGUACGCCUGGGGCAGGAUUGAAUCGAUGUACCUAAGCUAAACUUAUAAGAUUGAACCACCUAUAGACGGAAUUAGGAGAGCUGAGGUUUAAUCCAAGACCAGGAAAGCACCAGCUAUAUCGAAGCCCAAUGCCAAGCAAAGCCCUAGACGGAAAGUGAAGAAAUUGGCUUCAAGCUUCGCCCUUAACCCAAGAUGAGGUGGAGCCUUACCCCGACACAAGGUGGGACCCUCCCAUUAGGAUAGUGGGCUUAGUCAGACCAACAUAGGUUGUCAACCAAAAAGGAGAAGCUCCCGUUAUUGUUGGUUUAUGGACCUAAGACGAGAGGAUUGGGCUUAGAACAAGACCUUUCGGUGGAUAUGAUCACAUCUUCAUGACAAUAGGUGUACACCUUUGGCCUCACUCAAGGUAAUGGGUGACCAAACCUAACGAGUCUAAACAAAUUGGAUCUUAUUGUGUGACAAAAACUGAGAUUGGGAAUGCUUGGCAGGUAUUUGAGUACCAGUAAAUUAGGGAAAUCAAACACAUAAAGAAGUUUUCUUUCCAAGCCUGGUAACACCACACUUAAGUAAGUCGAUUCAGAUUAGCCAACAAGCGAAUCCAUUCCAUUAACUCAGUCAACUCUUUCUGGUAAAAGUGCUCAUCAUUACUACUAUAUAUAAUAUAAUAUAAUAUAAUAUAAUAUAGUAAAUUACAGACAACACUCAAUGCUAAUGAGUGGAUCAAGUCAUUUACUAGUCAAUGAACUGACUAAACCCUGUCUGUUCUGGGAAUUGACCCACUUAACUAUACUCUUAGGGCAAGCCGCCCUGUGGUAAUUAACUCCGUAAAAUCUGUAUCAGUCUUGAGGCAAUUUGGAAAUGCUAGACAAAGAUAUUAAUCAGAGUCAGUCAAUUCCCUAGCUACAGUUAAUAUGAAAAAUCCCGGGUAGGUAAUUCAAACACGCCCCACCCAAUAGGUGAAUCUUUCAAAGUGUGGGAAAUCUCCCCUUUCUUCAAUCCUAGAAUCGAUGCCUAAGAAAAAGGGUAUAUCUAUUAAAAUGCUCAACCCAUUCAUGCGAUUCAAUCCUCUGCUCUGAUUCUAUUAAAAAGGAAACACUCCACUAAGUCGUACACACUCCCCAAUAAGUCUGGUAAUUAAUUCGUUCAAAUCAAUGCUCGGUGCAGCAGGUAAUGUAACUUAAUCAAUCGCAAGCGGCAAAAGAACUCAAACUCAAUCCACAAUCCGUCUCGCUCGUCUGGGAAAGAAGAGCAGGCUGUUAGGCAAGCCGGCUUUAAUACAACCUCUAGGGAAGCCAGGAAAGUUGGUAUAUACUUUGUACCAAGUACCAAACUUUUGAAACAGUUUGAAUCCAAUAAGGAAGAAAUGAAAAAGCUAGGCCGAAGGAUGAGAUGGCAUUUCAAGAGAAUAGUCGAUCAGUAUGGCAGGAAGAGGUCUCUUUGUCAAAUCCUCUAUCAUCUAAAGCUGGGUCAGAAACUUCCUUUAGGAGCAGAAGAAUUUGCAGGCCGUAGGACAAAGCUUCCAUUCUCGAAGAAACUAGCCAAGUUUGAAAACACUUAAGAGGGCUGGGUAUUGAAAGAGUCUGGCAGGAAGAAGUAUAGUACCAAGCGGCAGUAAGCCUCGAUUCGAAUUAGCAGAGAGGUCAGUUUUAGGAGGUCGGUGUCCAGUGGAGUUCAGCGAGAAACUCAAAGUAAUACAUACCUAUUUGUUGCGAUGUGAUUGCUUCGCACCUUUCAAUAUUUCUUUUACUUCUAGUGCUAUCUUCCAUCCGUUCCAGUUCAUGGAUCUUCUUCUUGUUGUAGAACGAGAAUUGGAUUGAUUCCUAUAGUUUAGUUCUCUAUUUGCAAAUUCAUUACUUAAUAACGAUCUUAUAGGCUUUGUCUCAGGCAGAUCUGGAGCGACUGGAUUGAACAGAAAGUACUCUCACACUAUAGAAAAAAGUAAAGUCCACUAAAAGUACAUGCACUCUUUUCUUACACUUAUAGAGGUUCGAAGAAAUGAGUAAAAGGUAGACUAAGUGAUCAAUCAAGAUCUUGUCUCAAAACCUACUCUUAGAAGGCUCAUUCCAGCAGCCUUAGCACAAGCAAGUAGACCGUCACAAAAGAGAAUGAAAUCAAAACCGGAGAAUGAAAUGCUUUACUUAUAAUACUAAGACAACCAGGCACUUCACUUCAGGCUUUGAUCCGCGACUUACAGAACUGUUUUGCCUGACAUUCAAUCGUUUUCUUGUCUUUUUUUCUUCCCACUACUAUAUAUAAUAUAACCUUUAGAUUUUAUACUCCAUCCAACCACUCUCUGUUCCAUUUCUCAUUCCUUAUUCCUGAAAGGAUAGGUUCUUUAUUCCAGCUGUUCGUUAGAAUCUUAGCUCGAAUUCAAUGUUCGGAUGCUCCAUCCUUCGCGUCCAAUCCCUGUCAGGAGGGGCAGCUUCCUCGAGUCCGGUCUCGGAAGCUGGGGCAAAAUAGGCCAGUCUAUCUGAGGGAACGGGACCUACAAUCAGGAUCUCUUCCGCGGAUCUCUUGCCUUGCUUCUUGACUGGAACCUGGCACUUUUAGCGUGCAUCUAGUCUGCAUAUCCCUUUCUGCAAAUCUCUAUUAGCUCUGCUGCAGAAGUGGAAUGUGAGCUUGGGAAUACCCUUCCGGUUUCCAGAAUCCUAGCUUGAUUUCUUGCGUUUAAAGGCAGGCUUGACCAACCACAUCACAUAAGCCAGCGCAGCGAGAAAACUGAUUCUUCCACGGGAUUCCGCUUCCUACGAAACAUACGUUUUACGAAUUAACGGUUACCAGUAGCGAGCGAUCCUUUCCUACAAGGUAAGGCCAUGGACAAAGGUUUUUUAUCUACCCCAGCGGGGGCAGUUUUAGGAGUCUUUUUUCAAUCCAUCUUACUUUGAAUCCGGGCUCGCCUUCACUCGGUCAAGGGGUUGCCCUUUACCUCGUUCCGUGGUCCUUUAUCCCCUCCUUGCUUGCCUAGUUUUAUUCCUUUCCGAGGCCCAAAAGCCAAGCAUCACAAUCAGAGGGUUAAUCCUCCAACCAGAACCAACUUAACCUAUGGAUAGUCUCCGCCGGCCUAGGCGGAGAUGGCCAACUGAUAGAUACUUAUCCUGCCCAGCGGGUGCUACUUCUCUUCUUUCUCCUAUUUGCUUUGCUUGACGGUGAAACCUAUCGAUCAUAUCCGGAAGUUGCUUAACACUACCCUCGAAUGCAAGUCAGCUCUUCGAUUCUCGAGAAUCGGGGUGGGCCAGGUGAUUAUUUGAUUUCCAAUAUGGAUAUAAUGAUGUGUAAGAACUGCACCACCGAUAUAGCACCCUUCCUCGGACUAAGGAUAUUCGUACUCCCAGUGCUCUUGCUUCCUUUGCACCCCGGCUCCGAAGGAUCAGUAGGGAGGACUCCGGAUGCCAGUAUCGGAAUGGAAACAUUCCUCGAAUGAUAUGAUGGUUGUGAUGCCCCGUUCGUGAUACCCAGGGAAGGGGACUACAUCAUACUUCUCUGAUCCAGUCCUUUCUUUAUUGACAAUAUUUAUUAGUUGACCACUUUACUAGGCUUUCCCUAACAAAAGUAUUCCGAGUGACCACCCUAUUGUCACUUUACUGUCCAGUUCGCGAGUCCCACUCACUUAUUUUAGUCAAACCGACCCUAACUAAAACUAAGUUAAGUAUAGUACUUUUCUCAAUGCUGCCCGCCUCUCAUCUGUUUUCUAAUCAGCUUCUAUCUUCUGUUCCAACCAAGGAAGCUCUUCUAUUCAACCGGUUCGUAUCGCCAGGCCCCUCAGGGGGUACGGUUUAUCUAAUCACACUGCUCGCUACUACAGGGAUUCCUUCUCCUUGCCGAGUUGCAGGUGUUACCACCCUAGAUAUUCUAUUUAUUAUUUGUAUGCUGCCUUCUCUCCUUCAUCUGGAUUUUUGAGAUGAUUGUUAUGUUAGUUCUUCCUUCUAUGUUGUAAGGUGCAAUCUCAUCCGAUGUUUGCCAGUUUGCCCGAGUCUUCCCGAUUCUUAUCCAGCCCAGCUAGAUUGGACCAACAUCAGCGGUGCUUCUAUUAACCCUUGCUUCUCUACUAUUCUUAGGUCUUAGGAGAACCCUAUCUUCCAUAUUCCUAAUCCUCAAGUACAGUAGGCCGCACUCUUCGAUCCUUUGGUCCUAGAACACCUUUUGUCGUAAACUAUACUCUACAUUCCCCCUCGGUCUACUCCGCCAAAGUAGCGACAAGAUUCAAUUGCUGGUUCGAUUCCAGCUCGCUAUCCGACGGUUAAUCCUUUAACCAGAGAUCAGCAUCCAAGGGUUAUUCCUUGAACCAGUGCUUCCUAUCGAAUCGAUCAUUCUUUACUUACUUUAUUAAGAUUAAGUGGGCAUCCCUCACUGAAAAGAGAAUCAAGCAGGAAAACCCUAGGACGAGGGAUAGUGAUAUUCCUUUCACCGAGCAAGAAACCAUCUCUUUCUUUCACAUAUAUAUAUCUAUUUCAAGAAGUCCAAUCCACCACUAUCAAUGGAGCACUCUACUCUAUACUAUUACCGAGUGAAGAUUUCAUCGGAUCCGGCUUGCUUUCAUUGAAGGACAAGAGCGGAUAGUUCCCUUCCCUUUCUUCGAUGAACCCUUAUCUUUCGAUAGAGAAGUACAGCGAGAUGAACGAUAAGUCGAACGACAGAACAACCUGAUGUUACUGCAUCAAGUAAUUCAGAUUGUCAUAUUGAGAUUUUUUCCUUUUUGUACUUAUUAUUCCAAGCCAAAAGGCUAUGUUCUCCCCCAUACAGCUCGCAAGGCUCAUAACCUAACUGCUCUACUUACUUAAUUCUUAAUUCAGAAAUUCAACAACCCUCCCUUGAAGGGCCAAAACAACAGCAGAGUAGCAGGUCAAAAAGAGAGAGAGAACUGAAACCGAAGAUACUUGGGUUGGGAGAACUCUUCUACAGUACUCCAUUAACAGAAUAAAAGUAUAGACCAAUCAGCCUUCCUUAUUGUCCAAGAUCAUUACUAAAGUGUUGGCCAACAGACUAGUACCAGUGGUGGAUAGGAGAGUAAGUCCCAGACAGCUAAGAUAAACUCCCGGGUAGUGUUGUCACUGCACAAGAGGUGCGUAACAGGUGUAAGCAAAGAAGAGAGCAUAACACUGGAUUUAGAAAACGAGCAUAUGAUAUGGUGAGACAACUUUCUCUUUUUUGAGGUGAGAUGCUAGCCAGCCCUCUAUUCAUGGGUGAGAUAUCGACUUUACAGCGUUACCACGUACCAAAUCGUUCACUCUAUCAGGCAGCCGGAAGUGCAUCUCUUCUUUUUGCAGGACUUCUUCCUAGCUCCGUGGAACGAAGAGUUGGAACGAAUAGUAGAAUGUUGGGCAGCAGGAAAGACUAGUUACAGAAAAGCCAGCCCCAGUUCAUUCUGGCUAUUGCAUCCGUGGAAUGCAUAGUUAGCUCCGUUUUCAAGUCCCACCCUACCUACUUAUUAGCUUGCCCUGUUUCUAAUGCGCUGUGGACCUUGCUUGUUGGCUUCGUCGACCAAUUCAAUUCCUUGUGUCGGCUCCGAUCUAACUAGUAAGAAGAAAGAUAGAUAUAUAGAAUUGGGUGGGCAGAGUUGGCUUGCUUCCAAGAGAAUAAACACCUGGCGACUCGAAAACAUGAUGCGCUAGGUUUCGAUCAGUUAAUCGAGAUAGGCUGUACUUUUCAUUCGAUUUUGUUACCACGUGCUUUUCACUUCAUGAUCAUGGCUCAUUUUCCUAGAACACCACAAAAAAUCUCCCUACCAGUUUUAUGAGAGUGCUCAGUCAACUUCCUAUAAGAGUUCUGCUUUUGCUAAUCAAAGACAGACAUCAAUCCCUCAUCCUACUCUGUCUGUCAGUCGGUUACUCAGUUCUGUUAGCUACUCACGUGUCUAUACUAAGCUAAGAUAUUCCUCAUUCUUGCACAGGACAGGACAGGAGAGGGGAUUGCCUUAGCUACCGGUACCGAACUCCGAUCAAACUAAAACGAAAAGCUUAACCGAUUCUUGUAGAGUCCUUAGCAUUAGAUAAUGCAUGCGCACACAAGAGGAAUGAACUUGCCUUCUAGUGAUUUGGAAGGAUUGAGUCGGCUGCCCCCAGCCUCGCCCCGCAUCGCCCUCCGGGGGUAGUUACGCCAGUGGAACCAACUCACAAAGCAGCCCAAAAGCAGGAACUUUUCUUGAUUGAAUUGGUUUAAAGGUAAUUCAUCAAUCCUUAAAUUAUUCCAGGAUUCUUUUGGGAUGCUAUCCACCCUUUGAUUUACGAAUUGGCUAUAAUAUUUACUCUGGAUCCCUUCCAGCUGCAAGUCAAGAAGGAUCCUUUGAAACAUUUUAGGAUUAUACUCACAAUUGGUUUGGGGUUUCGUAUUGCAUUGCCCGCACUAUCCAUAUCCUGGAACAGGAUUGAUUUGGCCAUGGAAAGGGCCAGCUAAACGCCUAAGCUCUGAAAGUACGGAUUGCUUCCCUUCAUAGAUUUUAUUAGUUAAUUUGAGAAGUUCCUCUGGGCUCCUGGUCCUUUCCAGAUACUGCAAACUCAAAUUAUGAAAUAUGAGAUCCCUGCUACUCAGAGUCAGAGACCCGAAAGGACGUGGUGGACUCCCUGGUUCCCCCUCAUCUGCAGGAGAAAUUGAAGAAGGUGCAGCCCCGCCCCCUGCGGAGUGACUCGGGGCCGGCGGUGGAGUAGUACCUGACUGGGUCGAGUAGGCACCCUCCUCAGGGCUAAGUGGCGGAUCUAGAAAAUAGUCUGAGCCGUCAAGAACUAUUUCAGGGGGCAGACCCGAGUGCUCUAUUGGAGCUUUGCCCUUGCCCUUAUCUUGGGCUUGACAGGUAGACUAUAAAGAGAUUCAGUACAGCAAGCCUGACACUCAUAUUUAUUAAUAUAAUGGGGACCCAGAGAAAGAUAAUAGAGAGCCAUCUGCCAAUAGGCAGAAUAGAUUCCACACUCACUUCAGAUUCUGGGUGGGUAAAGGGAAACGUGAUCUCUAUUCUGAGAGGGAGCGCGGUCGAGCAUAGACUCGGCAACAACCAAUACAUCCAAUACCACAGUAGGCCCACGUACUACAGCUUAAAUGUACUGUAUGUGCCAUCAUAAACCAUUUCAGUCGUAGUACCUAACCUACCAGGCACUUGUUUGCCACCAAGAUAACCUAAUUAACGUGAAACCAACUGUAUUUCCGCUGUAGUACCUACCAGGCUUGUAACCAAGCUAAGUGAAAUUGAAAAACAUUUUCGCUGUACUACCGCUCGUGUAACCGACGUAAUCGGUCUUAAACACCUAUAAUAUAAGGAACUCGUGUACAACCAUAACAUUUAUAUAUUUCACAGGUGUACCACCGUAACCAAUUUCACUCGUGUACUACAAAGAA